Messenger RNA from Paramuricea clavata, 13828 nucleotides. The record is from the annotation of a GenBank genome assembly. Lineage: Eukaryota; Metazoa; Cnidaria; Anthozoa; Malacalcyonacea; Plexauridae.
UCUUUAUCGAGCGUGAUUCGAAAAUGGCGUACAGGAUUUCAAAAAUAUUUCGUCUGUUUUUGUAGAAGCAAUAUAAUUUAAACCACAUACUUAUUAACAACAGAUAAAGUAUUCAAGCUUGGGGUUUAAACAGGGAAAAAUACGAUGUUAAUAUCAUGUUAAAGAGACUUUAAUUGCUCUUUAAAUAUGUCAACAAACAAUGCAGAAGAAAGCGACGAAGAGAGCUUUGUUGUUGUAAAGUCAUCAAGGAAGACAAAAAGACGUCUUUCUGAAAGCGAAGAGGAAGCACAAGAUAAGACAACGCCAGAGAAUAAUGUUCACAACACUACACCACGGACUUCUGAACGUCUUCGCAAGAAGUCUCAGAGAGAAUACAGUAUACCCAGUCGCAAGGAAACUUUGGAUAAAAUUGAUGUCAAAAAUAUAAAAUAUGAAGACAGGAAUCUGAGACCUAGACGAUUAAUAAAUGAUUUGGUCAGAGGGUAAGUUCAUAGUUCUUUGUGAAACGCCACCUACACAGGCAAAAAUCUCGCAUCUUGUAACAAGUCUGCCAGCAAGCCAUCAACAAGAUGUAUUCACACUGCUUGUCACAAGUUGUCAACAGGUUUGGAAUAACUUGUUGACAACUUGUAACAACCUUGUCGAAAUUAUCACACUUGUUGCAAGGUUGUUCUGACAAGUCUGUUUAUACAUGCUUGAUAUAACAAGAUUGUUACAACCUUGUGUUGACAACUUUGUAACAUCCUUGUUAUAUCAUGGCUGUAACAAACUUGUUGGAACAACCUGUUAACAAAUUGUAGCAAGCUUUAUGGCAUAAUGCCUUGCAUGGUUCUUCGAGUCACGUUUGCGCCUCGCCCAUUUAGGGUCUCCGAAUAAUUGACUUUAUAAUUAGACUUUGUACAUAUACUGUAGUGGACCCUAAUAAAGACAAUAAUAAUAAUAAUUAUCAGACUUGUUACGAUGUUGUUCUGACAAGUCUGAUACAGUCGUGAUAUAACAACAAUGUUACAAGGUUGUAUUGUAAUGAUAUUGUUAUAACAACCUUGCAACAAAUUUGAUAAUAUCAACAAGGUUGUUACAACUGUUUACAAGUUGUUCCAAACUUAAUUUUGUUGACAACACAACUUGAAAUAGUUUUGGUGGGACUUAAUUAGAUCUUAUUUAAGAUCUGUUGUCCUUUUCCUUCAAUCAUUUGUUAAUAUAUGUUAGUAUAAUUACAUAGGUGAUUAUUGAAAAUUCUCCACGCUGAUUGGUUGCCGUUAAGGUGAUUAUUACGCGAUAAUCACCUAAGCGAUUUUCAAAAUGGCGGCCGAAGUCUUUUUGUCAAUUAAAUGACGAAGAAAUGUGUAUUUUCUUAUUUUUUUCCAAAUAAUCACCUAUGAAAUUAUACUAAAACAAUUAUUCACCUCAGGCUCGGUGAUUAUCGUGAAUAAAAACCUCGACUUCGUCUCGGUUUUUAUUCACCGAUAAUCACCUCGCCUUCGGCAAAUAAUUGUUAAUUAUUGAUUGUAAAGUUAAUAAAAAAAACCAAAAACAACUUUUUGACGGCUGGUGUAGUGACAGACAUGUGUAGCUAGUGCAUGCUAGUGUCAAUAAUUUGUUUUGAAUUUCUAGUUUAAACAGAUAUGUGACAGAUACAUUCGAGACAUUUGAGAGUGACGACAGCCCACUGUCAGACUUUAUUGAUGACUCUGAAAUCAAGACACACAAGAAAUCUCGUAGAAAGAAGAGGAGAAGAAAGAGUGGAGAAAUAUCAGAUGAAAUUGCAUCAGGAAGGAAAGAUGGUGAGACAAGUACUGGUAGAAAGUCGAGGUGCAAGAAAAAUAUUGAAUCGAGUUCAGACGAAGAAGCGCAAUCAGAGGACAAAAAUGACAUUCAUGAUGAAGUAGCCACUCAUACGAGGACAAGGAAAUGCAAGAAAACUAAGCAAUUAGGUUCAGAAAAAGGAACCCAAUCUUGUGCAAUAACUACUCGUACAAGAAGAACAAGAAAACAGAAAGCUGAACAGUUGAGUUCAGAUGACACAGAGGAAAACAUUGAUUGUGAAAUAACUCCUUCUGGAAGAAAACAAAGCCUUAAGAAAACUCAAUAUACUAGUUUGGAUGAUAAAAAGAAGCCAAAAAAACUGAGUUCUGGGGAAGACAGCAGCACUGAGGUGGAAGAAAGGAAAAAAGUAAAUAAACAUGGCAAAUAUGUAUCCUCUGUUUCUGAUGAUGCCAAGUCUAGCAGCUCUGACGACAAUGACAGUGGACAUAUCAAGUUACAAAAGAGCAAAAGGCGUUCAAUCUCAAACAAAAUAGACUCAGCAGAAAGUGAUGAAGAGCCAAAUCGCAAGUUAGUCAAGAGAACAAGAAGUGCAAAGAAGGAGAAAGAAGAAGCACUUUUGGCAAAGCUGACGGCAAAACGAAAGAUGGAAAAAGAGAAAGAGCAAAAUAACAAAGACACCAGUGUUGUUGAAGAUCUGGUUGAUGACAGUACGACACAAAAUGUGUUAUCAUAUGAUACUGAAGAAACACAAGACGAUAAUGUUCUCGAUUCAGCUGAUCUUUUUGAAGAAGGAGAAUCUGAUCGUGAAUUUGUUGUUGACAAUGAUUACGAAGACUCUGACUUUAAACAUCUUCACAAUGGAGUUGGCAAUGAUGUCUUAAAGCUGAAAGAAAAGAAAUCUAAUAGUUUUCAAAGGAUCCGCAUUCCUGAGUCAGAUGAGAGUGACAAUGAGACUGUUGUGGAAUCUGCAACAUUGGAUGUAUGCAAAGCUAUCAAAGAAAACAACAUUGAACGAGUAAAAUCUGUACUUGAAACAAGCCCAAGUAUUGUUCAUGAGCUUGGGCCAAAAAGACGUACAUUGCUACAUUACGCUGUUAUGUCUAGUUCAUCUGAGAUUACAAAACUCUUGCUUAAUUUAAAUGCUGAUAUGUUUGCUAUAGAUUCGUAUUCCCUACAACCUAUUGCAUAUGCUUUAUUAACUGGCCAUAUUGACUGCCUGAGGCUUCUUCUUGAAUAUACAGACCUCGAGGAGUUGAAUAAAAUGUACAUGCUUAAUUUCAAGUUUAGCAUAUUGCAUUUUGUCAUCCGUGAACAGACAAGUUUCCCUGACUUGAAAUGUGAGGUUGUAGGCGACCGUGGAUUGGUGCAAUGUUUGAGGAACUUGUUUGAAUGCGACAAAGCUUUGUUCUUGAAGUUAAUGCAGGAGAAAGAUUCUCAAGGCUUUACCCCUCUUGUGGCAGCCAUUAGUACUGGAAAUUCUCAGGUAACAUCAUUGAAACCAAUAAAAAUUUAAAAUGUUGUAGUUUAUUGCACUUUGAUGGCUACUCAUUUGCUAAGAUAACACUAGAACAGCCAAGAUCAUAGCAACAGGGGUGAAAAUGUACUGUCUUGCUUGACCCUUUAAGUGGCAAUGCACCCUACUUUAUUAUUUUAAAGGGAGAGUGCUCCCAUUCAGUGGGUUAACAAGUGAACCAACAUUGUUUUAUAGUGUGUUGAGUAUCUGCUGUGUAAUGGCGCAUCAACGGAUGACUAUUGUAGCUUGAAUGGAGGCAGUCUGCUACAUCUUGCAGUUGAAUGUUCUCUUGAACAAGUAGACAGAACUUCAUGUUUGAGAGUCUUGCUGAACACAAGUUUGAAGCAUAAAGUUAAUCAUGGUGAUAAUUCAGGUCCAUAAUUUUUGUUAUAAUUAAAUUACCAUGAUCAUCACUACCUAAUUACCACCACAAUUAUCAUCAUCAUCACACCCUAAUUACCACCAUCACUACAUACAGUAAUUAUCAUCACUACCUAAUUAUCACCAUCAUCACUACCAUCAUGAUCACUACCAUCAUUACUACCAUCAUCAUCACCCCCUAAUUACCACUAUCAUCACUGCCAGCAUCACCAUCGUCAUGAUGAUUUAUAAGCUGCUGCAUACCUCUAUAUUACCAACAUUCUUUCUUUGUACCAUCUUGUAUUUUAGGUUUCACACCAUUGAUGCAUGCUGCACAAAGUGGCAACCAUGAUUGUGUUUUGGCAUUGCUUGAAGCUGGGGCAUCAGUUUCAUGUAAAGUAAGUUCUCUGCUAUUUACAUGCUACUCUUUACAUGGUGUUGAUGGUGGUAAUGAUGGUGUAUUGGUGUUGAUGGUGGUAGUGAUGGUGGUAAUAUUGGUGUUGAUGGUGAUAAUAUUGGUGUUGAUGGUGGUAAUAUUGGUGUUGAUGGUGGUAAUAUUGGUGUUGAUGGUGAUAAUAUUGGUGUUGAUGGUGGUAAUAUUGGUGUUGAUGGUGGUAAUAUUGGUGUUGAUGGUGGUAAUAUUGGUGUUGAUGGUGGUAAUAUUGGUGUUGAUGGUGGUAAUAUUGGUGUUGAUGGUGGUAAUAUUGGUGUUGAUGGUGGUAAUAUUGGUGUUGAUGGUGGUAAUAUUGGUGUUGAUGGUGGUAAUAUUGGUGUUGAUGGUGGUAAUAUUGGUGUUGAUGGUGGUAAUAUUGGUGUUGAUGGUGGUAAUAUUGGUGUUGAUGGUGGUAAUAUUGGUGUUGAUGGUGGUAAUAUUGGUGUUGAUGGUGGUAAUAUUGGUGUUGAUGGUGGUAAUAUUGGUGUUGAUGGUGAUAAUAUUGGUGUUGAUGGUGGUAAUAUUGGUGUUGAUGGUGGUAAUAUUGGUGUUGAUGGUGGUAAUAUUGGUGUUGAUGGUGGUAAUAUUGGUGUUGAUGGUGGUAAUAUUGGUGUUGAUGGUGGUAAUAUUGGUGUUGAUGGUGGUAAUAUUGGUGUUGAUGGUGGUAAUAUUGGUGUUGAUGGUGGUAAUGAUGAUGGUAAUGAUGAAGAUGGUGAUGGUGAUGGUGAUGAUGAUGAUGUUAACGUGAAUUUGUCUCAAAAUGCAGUCUUAUGGAGCCUAAAUGUACAAUUUUUUACUAGGACCUUCGUGGUACUACAAUGGACCUAUUCCCUAAUGAACAAAAUUUUGAUCUAGACAAAGAUUUUAUCACAGUUUGAAAGAGCAUCACAAAAUUAGUAAUAUUCCGAAGUUUCGUUGCGAAAUGUUGUAAAACGCGGAUAAUAUAGCCCUGCGAAGUUUGCAGUCAUUUUGUGUUAUACGCACGGGAAAUUGAUACCUUUUUUCAGAAAGCGGUAUCAAUUUCCCGCUACAAAAUGACUGAAAAACGGCAAACUUCGUAGGGCUAUAUUAUCCGCAUUUUCCAACAUUUUCCAACGAAACUUCGGAAUAUUACUAAUUUUGUGAUGCUCUUUCAAGCUGUGAUAAAAUCUUUGUCCAUACUUGUCUAGAUCCAAAUUUUGUUCAUUAGUGAAUAGGUCCAUUGAGACACUCAGAUUGUUAACUAUGUACUUGUGCACACUCUCAGCAUGAUUAUUUUGUAGGACUUUCAUGGUACCACAAGUCUUCACUUGGCUGCAGCCAGUGGUGAUACCCAGGGUGUUAAACUGUUACUUCGUUAUGGUCAUCAAGUGGACUGUCUUGACAGCUGUGGAUGGCCGCCAUUACUGUAUGCUAAUUUUGCUGCUCAAGAAAGCUGCGUGCUGUCCCUGAUGGAACCAAAUCCCAAACAGAUAUUUGUUCUUGGAGAUUUACUCCAGAGAGGGAAAUCUGAAGCUGCCAAGGAACGCAAUUUUAAAGUAAGAAUAAAGUCUCCUGCGUCUAUGUAAGAUUUCUGUCUCUGAACAUAAUGUAAAGUGACAGUUGGUUCAGGCGUAAAAAUCUCACUGCUUGUCAACAAGAUGUGUUUGCACUGCUUGUUUCAGUUGUCUGGAACAAGGUUGAUGUGAAGCGCAAGAAGUCCCUUUACAAAUGCCAGAACUCUCUUUUCAAAUACCAGAGCUCUCUUUUCAAACGCAAGAACUUGGUUUUCAAAUGGCAGAACUCCCUUUUCAAAUGGCAGAACUCCCUUUACAAAUGCUAGAACUCCCUUUUCAAAUGGCAGAACUUGGUUUUCAAAAGCCUGAAGUACCGUUUCAAAACUUGAUGAGGCCAACAUACUCGCAACAAGUUGUUCCAACAAGUCUUAUAUGGUCUGUACGUAACAAAUUGUUCAUAAGUUGAUGACAACAAGCGUGUAGCAACUUGUUACGAACAGCCUGUAUUAGUCUUGUUGGAACAACUUGUAGCAAGUCUGUUACCGUCAUCAACCUUGUAACAAGAUGAUAACAACUUGUUCCAGACUUGUCACAACAACUGGGAACAAGCAGUGCGAACACAUCCUGAUAUCGGCUUGACAACAACCUUGUUACAACUUCUUUAUAAAUCAGUGACUACAGGGUAGUAAAUAGUGGUCGUCAGUGGUUAGAGAAACCCAGACUGUUGACAGUACAUUUAUCUUAAGGUGGUGAAAGACGUUCUCAUUGCUCUGGCUAACCAAGACGCGUAUUACCGAGUCUUUAACGACUUCGUACGACGUAAUCCAAACUUUCUAGAUGAGUAUGACCGCGGAUUGUUGCAUAAGACGUGGAGAGCUUUGCUUGAUUAUGACAAUAAACUGAGAUGGUUUAAACGCAAGUUGGCGAGCUUAAGGUGAGACUAUACCUGAAUAAAUUAUACUAGCCUGAUAGCAGGGUACACACUUAGAAACCUGCAGCAGACUUGUAGCAAUGCUGUUCGAACAACUUGUCAAGAGGAUGUGUUCACACUGCUUGUUCCCAGCUUGUUGACUGCUGCAGUAAUUUUAAUAAUAAUUACACACCAACAAAUCGUACGAUUUUCACGAUUCCCAAAUAUCCCCUCCAGCCUACCUAAGUUGGGGGGACAGGGACACUAACCCACGUGCCUACAACACUCACAAAUUGUACAAUGUGAAAAGGGACAUUGCACUUCCCUGUUGCUUUGGAAACCAGUAAUUCAUCUGUGUGAAAAGUGGUAUACAGAGUUGUUGAGCUCAACAGACUUGUUACAAAUUGUUCCAACAACUUGUUAUCGUCCUGCAAUUCCACAAUUUGUCAACAAGUUGUGAGUGACAACCUUGUAGCAACUUGAUAAAAUAACAGCAUUGUUACAACUUGUUGACAAGCUUGCUACAAGCCUAUUGCGAACACAUCUUGUUGGCAAGUUGUGAGAUUUUUACAUGUGUAAAAUUUUAUCACAAAUGGAUCAUCUGUUGAUCAUCUUAGUCUAAACACAAAACGACGAAUGAUCUUGACGAACUUGAGGAGAGAGUUUGUUAAUUUGGCAGAAAUAUGGAUCAACUCGCAUGUUCAUGGAUGAACUAUCUUUGUCCAACCACGUACAUCUCCAGUACAUAUAGGCCAACCACCAGUACAUAUGGUGAAAUAUUUGUGUAAUAUUUUUAGGAGUGACUGUGAUUACCACCACCACAUUCGGCUGCAAGUUGAUCGAGACGCCGUGUUUGAAAGUGCUAUGCAGAGACUAGGUCGUUUCAACGGCAGCAAGUUAAGGAAUUCUCAACUUGACGUCACUUUCAAAAAUGAAGCAGGUACGCUUUUUUCCUGGGGUGUUUUUUCACCAACUGCACAGGAAACCAAACAUUAAGAAAUUAUUGUGAACACAAAGUUGUGUAUGGUAUAUACAUGUAUCAUAAAUGUCACAAGACACUUCUUGUAAAAAAUAUAUGAUUGAAUAUUUAAGAUCGUGGUCUGUACCAGUGUAGGUAGUGGCAAUAAUAAGAAGGCUUGGGAUGGAACUUCGACGUUCUGAGCGAAGGCCUUUCGUCGUGAAGUUAGUACCUCGUCUUCGCUCGAAACGUCGAAGUUCUCCUUGUAUUUUUCAAGUGGUUGCAUGCAUCCCUAUCAAUCCGAGGCUUUCUUUGAACAUUCGAGACACAAAAACUCUUUCUUUCAGGAAUAUGCACGGGUCCAAAGAGAGAAUUUUUUGUGAACAUCUGUAAAGACAUCGUGGGUGAAGAACAUCAGUUAUUUCAUUUGACGGACGACAACCAGUACAGGUAUCAUACUACGACGUACAUUGUUAGCUACAAACUCGUUUUCCACUUCAGUCGUACCCCUUCUCACGUCUCGAAGGCGACGAAAAGGCGAUGCAGUUUGACUUUGAAUAUUACUAUGAUUUUUGGGCAUGAAUGCAAGUCAUAGGACAAUAUAUAGGCUAGUUUGAGAUUUUUGUGCAGUUUUUGGAGGCUCUCUGGUUUAAAAUAUAUUUUCUUGACUGCUAGUUUUCGUAGAAUAAAUCGUAGAGUAAAUGAAUAUUUUGAACCAGAGAGCAUCCAAGAAUCUCAAUGUGCAUAAUACGUUUCUGUCGGGCUCAAAACAUGCACGGAACAACAGAUUUGAUCAUUUCAAAACGUUUUCACUUUCCAGUUUUCUCCCCAAUGCAUAUUUUGCUGAGAUGGCGAAGGUUCAAGGUGGGCCAAUCAAGGAUGAGAAAAGUUCUGAUAAGACGGUAAGAAAGACCUCACCAAAAACCGUUACGGUUGCUUCAGCGGACUUGAUGGAUGAAGGAGGGGACAUGAUCAUUGCAAGUUUAGACACAACGGACGUAAAUCCUUCUGUUGAAUCCUGUUCAGCUGCAGAUCUUAGUAUAUCAACUGACACACCUCGCGAUCCUAGUAGAUCACUUGAUACACCUCGUGAUCCUAGUAUAUCACCUGAUACACCUCGCGAUCCUAUCGUCGAAACUCGUAACCUCUCCACAACAAACAUGGACGAGAUAGAGGAUGCAAUUAUUGCUGAGUUAGACGUCAACACUACUGUUAACUCGAGUACAAAUGUGGAUUCCAACGAACAAUCGUGUACAACUAUGGAACAAGAUAAUACCAAUAUGGAUACAGUUGAAAAUUCCACCGAAGGCCACACGCCUUCUAUGGUCUGCAUGGAUGAAGGGGAAGAUAGAAUUAUCGCUGAAUUAGACACUAGCGAGAUUGAUGCUUGUUCAAAAGACAGUCAAGCCAAUGCAGAAAUUGACAAGAUCGCUGAAAUGACAGCAGAAAUGAAGAAGCAGGAAUUUGCUGGACAUGUUGAUAAGAAACUAACAAAGAAUAUUUCACAACUAAAGUUCUUGGGAAAAAUUAUUGGUGCAGCAAUCUCUGAAGGAUUUUUCAUCAAUUUACAUUUAUGUAAAGCACUCGUGAAACAGGUGAGAAUAAGACAAAUGGUUGCCGUACGAUAUACUGUAGUCAUCUCUCCUGUAUGACAAUCUUAACUCGUGAAUAUCUUGAUGUACUUUCCCCAAUUUUGCGGAUUUUUCUUCAAGUCCAAAGGAUGAACCCUAACACCCUACAGUCUGGCUUACACUAUCAAAGUUUCUGUGAUCACAGUAGGAAUUUUGCAAAGGUAAAUUGUAAGUUUUGAAGGAUUUGUAAGAAAUGUUUGAGGAACUGACUCGUUGUUUAACACCAAGUCAGUUCCCUCAAACAUUUCUUACAAAUCCUUCAAAACUCACAAUUUACGUAUGCAAAAUUCCUACUGUGAUCACACAAGCGUUGGUAGUGUAAGGCAGGCUUGCACCUUGCUAUUAUCUAACUCUAAGUAACCAAACUUUUUAACUCGAUGUGAAAAAGUAAUGAUCUCGACUUAUUUUUAGAUUCUAGGUCUGAAACUAAGCCACCCUGAUGAUCUGAGUUCAUUUGAUUACAAACUUCACAAAAACUUAGUGACUUUUGUUGUUGAGAGUGAUGACGUGGAAGACUUGGAGUUGCCUUGUACGCUCGAUGUGUUGAACCCCUGGAAUAAACAUUUGACGACAUUGAAGUUGUUCUCUGAUGAGAGAAAUGAAGAGCUUUUGAAUGAGAAGAAUAAGGUUCGUCAUACAAUGAUAGUGAGCUGGAGCAAGCGUCACCCCUAGAGAACCUGCUCGCAGGCUAGCGUCACCCUAGAGAACCUGCUCGCAGGCUAGCGUCACCCGAAAAUGGGUAUAACUCAUUUUGUCCUCAUUUUGCAUAAAAAUGUUCUGUUCUGUCAUAUCUAAGGUCCGUGUUGACAAAAACGUUACUUGCUCAAGCUUCCUAAUAUUAAAUAUUGAAGAUUAUAAUUUGGGUCAGCAACCACACAAAUCUAACGUUUUACUAUAAGCUGUCUAACAAUGCGAACUACACGCAUAAAAAAGCCUGCAACAAACCUACAUCAGACUUGUAGCAAUACUGUUUCAACAACUUGUCAACAGGAUGUGUUCGCACUGCUUGUUCCCAGCUUGUUGACAACUUGCUACAAGGUUGUUGAGCUCAACAGACUUGUUACAACUUGUUACAACAACUUGUUAUCGUCCUGCAAUUCAACAAUUUGUCAACAAGUUGUGAGUGACAACCUUGUAGCAACUUGAUGAAAUAACAGCAUUUUACAACUUGUUGACAAGCUUGCUACAAGCGUGUUGUGAACACAUCUUGUUGACAAGUUGGGAGAUUUUUACGUGUGUACCUGAAAAAGAAAUGAAAAGACGUUUAACGUUUUGUGUGGAAGACCUUCGUGAACAUGUUAAACGAGGGGCGCAAUGUUUAUCGCUAUGUACAACUGUUUAGGUUGAAUACGUUGACUUGGUUUCCCAACACAAACUGACAGUUUUGAUCAAGAAAGAAAUGGACGCACUUUGUCAAGGACUUUAUGAGGUUUGUACAUUUACAGCGCUGCAGAUGACAGCCAUAUCUUCGGAAAUGUGGCACGUGUACCAGCAAGAAGAUGAAAAUUAAUGUAACUUCUGUGUAUUUUAGGUGAUUCCAAAGCCACUGUUCAGUUUGUUCACUGCGGACGAGUUUUCUCUGUUGAUCAAUGGAGUUGGGAAGAUUGACGUCGAAGAUUGGCGAAAAAACACAAUAGUAAGUUACCAAGUUCACUCUUUCCAGAAUCCUUUACCGCCUCAUAGUUUCAGCAAAUAUAAAACUAAUGUUAUAACGAAAAAAGAGUGCCUUUUAACAACACAUCUAUUUUAAAAACUAUAUAUUUCGAAUCCCAAGCUUUCAGUUAAAUUUGUUUUUGCUUUUCUUAUGUUCUGUAGUACUCACCUGCACACGCAGCAAGCACGUGCAAUGAAAUAAAAUGGUUUUGGGAUGUGGUGAAGGAGUUGAAGGAAAAUGAGAAAGCAUUGUUGUUGAAGUUCAGCACUGGAUCGCCAUGUCUGCCUGCUGGAGGAUUCUCUCAGUUACAGGUAUAGCAGUUGAGACAUCGUAGUUUGUUGCUGCUCUGUACACACGUAAAAAUGUCACAACCUGUCAACAAGAUGUGUUCGCAACAGGCUUGUAACAAGCUUGUCAACAAGAUAUGUUCGCAACAGGUUUGUGGCAAGCUUGUCAACAAGUUGUAACAGUGCUGUUAUUUUAUCAAAUUGCUACAAGAUUGUCACUCACAACGUGUUGACAAAUUGUUGAAUCGCAGGACGAUAACAAGUUGUUGAAACAACUUGUAACAAGUCUGUUGAGCUCAACGUCCUUGUAGCAAGUUGUCAACAAGCUGAGAACAAGCAGUGCGAACACAUUCUGUUGACAAGUUGUUGGAACAGCAUUGCUACAAGUCUUCUGCUGCAGGUUUGUUACAACUUGUACGUUUUUACGUGUGUAGUUGACGUCCAUUUGCUGAAUGCUUGCUGAAACCAUCAAUUUUUGUCAUAUAUUCUCCACUGUAUUAAGACGCAUUUUCUGUUGUUCAGGGUCUUGGCGGUGCAACAAAGUUCCACAUCAGUAUGAAGUCGGAGUGUAACAAGGUAAGACAUUGUUCCAGCGUAGAUAACACAAACCAUAAUUAGCAUAUUACACGACGCAGCAAACUUCAUGAAACAUAUGUUUAUCACCUAGAUCCCAACAGCAUCGACAUGUUUCAACCAGCUGAAACUUCCCAAAUAUGAGAAUAGUAAGGACUUGAAAGAUAAGUUACUGAUAGCAAUAAGACAUGGGACUGAAGGAUUCUCUUUCUCCUGAAUGUCGUGCUUUCUCCCGAAUGUCGUGCUCUUUCUCCCGAAUGUGGUGCAACGUACUGUCAGUGCUGGUGUUUCGCUGCAAUAACUGUAACAACUCUAUCAACAAGUAUGACAAGUUCUAACAUAGUCAAUAGAAUAAGAAGGUCAGGGAACUCGAUGCAGACAUAAUAGACUUCAUUAUCUAUGUUUUUGUCUUGGUUUAUGCAAGAAAUGGUCGAUUCAUCGUCACGUGUGUAUUGUUUUUUUCGUCCAACCAACCAAUAGCUGUGUGUUGAUUUAAUUACAGGUCUUGAUUAUUACACAAUGGUUAAAUGAAGACAUAGCUAUUGGUUGCUCUAGCGAAAAUACAAUACACACGUGACGAUGAACCAACCAUUUAUUGCAUAACCCAAGACAAGAACAUAGAUAAUGAAGUCUAUUACAGUAGGUCUGCAUCGAGUUUCCUAACCUUCUUCUAUUGACUAUGGUCCAAUGGAAGGAUUGUCAUAUGUUACACAGAAGUUGGUAAAAAUGAUUGAACUACAUGGAACAGUUCACAGGAUAAUACUAGGUUAUAGCACUAAAUGAAAUAUAGAAUAGGAGCACUUGUGGAUGCGACAUUUGCCGAACGCACGUUUGUAAAAUGGUUUUAAAUCAGCAUUAGCAGCCUUCAUCAAAACUAUAAAUCUAAAAUAUUCAGUCCACAUAGAAGUUACAAUACGAAAUAAUUCUUGUUGAGUAAAUAAUUAACUGCGCUUUCCUCUGACGUCAGGCUGUUCAACAUUGCGCCCGUGCACAUUAGCCGCUGAAUGUUAUUUCUAAUGACGUCACAUUUACUAUGCGCAUGAUAAAUAUGCAAGAGUCCUGGGUCGGCUGCUCGUAUGACGUCAUAAUUAUGUCUUGAUAUAAAUUUUUCAAAAAACUGUAUAUCUUCGUAACCCCAUUCUUUGAUCCCCACGUUGAAUCCACCUAUGACUAUGACGUCAUCGCGGUAUGCACACACCGGUCCAUACGAAUAUAGAGCCCAGUCCCCAACCUCUCGGUCAAAUGACCGGAAGUAGCUGGUUGAAUUGAGUUUAAAACCAAGAAUCUUGGGAUUGAAUAAUUUAAACAUCACUGGGAAAUAGACCCGUUUCUUAGCAACGGUGUUAUGACGACAGCGCUGUAGAAAUUCUAUGUUGAAUGUUAAAUCGACGUCCGCAAAGAAUAACAACUUGUUGUCUUGGUAGAAAUCUACCGCAGCCUGCAACGCCCGCGCGCGGGCAAACUUCCCAGGCAGGUUGAGCCAAGUGAAGGUUGAACCGUUGUACGUCAUGUUAUAUUUGUCAAAUAUUUUCUCGUGUUCUGCAGACGAUGCUGUUUCUGGGAAAUACACAACAAGGAUGCUGAUUGGCUCAUGUUUCUGUAAUAUAUUCUGUUCUAAGUUUUUCAUGAAUUGUUUGAAGUUCUGCAGUCUUCCCGCCAGUGGUACGACAACAGUGACUGUCAUUUUCUGAGAAUCUUGGAACAUUCUGCUUUGUAAAGCGCCAAACUCUUGGCUAGAUCUUGCAAUAUGACGCUCUUUGUUGGUGAAAAUAUUUAACCGAUAUUGCUGCCCGCUGAUUGGUUGAUUCAAUACAUACCCAUAAUACAAUGCGUGGAACUGUGUGUUUUCGUGAUGAGAAUUGCUGAUUGUCUUCAUGACUGUCUUAAUUACCCUCGUUAUCCCCUUCAGUUCAUGAUUGUGCAAUGACCAGGGAACUUUGCUGUUCACUGGGAAGCUUUUACCGAGAGUAAACAUUGUUCCAAAUUCUACUUUCUGCUUAGAACCUUUAUAAGCUGUUGUUCUUAUCUCUGCUAUCUUCUCGUACACUGAACUGGAUAUGAAACCUUGAAGCAUGUUCAAUUUCGUUUGGAGAACUUUGUAGUUUUUACUCAAAGCACGUACUCUCUUCGUCAGUAGUUGCACGCGUAGUCUGUACAGACAUUCCAGGUUAUUUGAUAGAUCAGCUGUCAUUGUCUGUAUUAGAAGGUCUUUAUAUUGAGUUCGGCAAAUGACAGGAUUUAAAAUUUCCUCACUCUCUGUGCUGUUC